This is a messenger RNA of Prorocentrum cordatum, 461 nucleotides long. NCBI's taxonomy places the organism in Eukaryota, Dinophyceae, Prorocentrales, Prorocentraceae. The record is from the annotation of a GenBank genome assembly.
CCACGAAACUCCUCCUCGUCAAAAUCCGAGGCGCGGUCGUCAAACAACGAUGGCGAACCCGAGUCCUGGCAAACCCGGGUCUUACGCUCCCCCGAAUUAGGCGAGCCCGCACGUAGAGCCUCGGCCUGGAACAAGUCGCGAUGGUGCCAAGCAGAAUUGUCGAACAGACCGGCGCCCAGAACAUCGUAAACGCAUGUGGUGGUAUAGCACAGGACGUGCUAGGAGAAGGAAGCAAAAAAAAGUUCAUGAAUGAGGAGCAGGAGGAGGAGGAGCAGGAGGAGGAGGAGGAGGAGGAGAACGAGGAGGAGGAGGAUGAGGAGGAGGGAAAUCAAAAGACUUACAAGACUGAAACACCAGGCCAUGGUUGUCACGGAGUCGGUGCGCAGCCUGCACGGGCAUCCCUUGUGGGCACUCCACGGGAGGAUAGUAGGCCAGCACACGGCAGGCCCAUCACGAAGUAA